Molecule: messenger RNA, 615 nt
Organism: Magnusiomyces paraingens
Lineage: Eukaryota; Fungi; Ascomycota; Dipodascomycetes; Dipodascales; Dipodascaceae
Exons: 2
Coding region: 1-615 (204 amino acids)
Cellular component (GO): cytoplasm; nucleus
Source: RefSeq, a predicted model, not a curated record
AUGCCUGAAAUCCCAUCCGCUGAACCUGCUCUGCCUAGUGAGAUUCUUCAUCUCCUCAGAAGUUCCAAAUUUCUCCAUCUUGCCACCUCUUAUAAUGAUAUCCCUAACGUUUCUCUCAUGAACUAUACCUUUAUCGAAGAUGAUGAAGACCCAAACAUCCCAGAACCAUGUAUCAUUGUAUCUACUGCUCAGUCUACUCAAACCUAUAAAAACAUUGCCCAAAACCCUAACGUUGCCAUUCUGAUCCACGACUGGACAACUGCUAAAAACUUCACUUCCCCUCAAGGUGCCCAUCUUUCCGCUCUUUCACAACUUGUUCUUCAACUUAACCAAGCUGAACUUUCAAACCACUCAGCUACCCUCAAUGGAACUGCUUCUAUAGUUUCAUCAUCAUCAUCUUCUUCUUCUUCUUCCACCUCUCAACAAGCUAAUGGUUUUGCAAACCUUGUCGAUAUUUUAAAGGAAAAACAUCUCAAAAAUAACCCAGAGGCUGAAUGCUUCAUUAAGCCAGAUAAUAUCGCAAUCAUUAAGAUUGUAGUCUCCAAGGCUAAAAUAUCAGACUCUACAAAUAAUAUCCAGGAGUUUAGUGAUCUCCAACCUAGAACUAGCAAUUAG